Messenger RNA from Oncorhynchus keta (chum salmon), 8929 nucleotides. It is a transcript of the gene lamc1, whose product is annotated as laminin, gamma 1. The record is from RefSeq and is a predicted model, not a curated record. Gene Ontology annotation, molecular function: extracellular matrix structural constituent. Lineage: Eukaryota; Metazoa; Chordata; Actinopteri; Salmoniformes; Salmonidae. Bases 277 to 5061 code for a protein of 1594 amino acids. The transcript has 28 exons.
GUCGGAUAUAGUUAUUUUCCUUCUGAAGUUUCUCCAUGGCGGUGGACACAAAGCACUGACACCGUGGAAGUCUGCGUUAGGGCAAGGACAAUAAUUCUGGAAGGAACAAACGCAAUUUUAAGGAGAAGCAAUUGAAAGUUUUCCGUAUGGUUUUACUUGUUUUUAUCAAUAUUGCGGUAACUGGGUAGUUACCAAUAAGUUGAAAGUUCAACGGUGUAAUAGAGGGAUUCGUGUAGUUGUAGCUUAAGUUUGAAACGGCUUUUAGAAUAGCUGAGAAUGGGUUGGUUUAUUCAAGUUUUGUUUUCAUUUACUUGUUUGGCUGUCUUCAGCCACAGUGCUAUGGAUGAAUGCACUGACGAUUCGAGUCGUCCUCAGCGAUGCAUGCCAGAGUUUGUCAACGCUGCUUUCAAUGUCACUGUGGUAGCUACCAAUACUUGUGGCUCUCCACCAGAAGAAUACUGCGUACAAACCGGGGUUACGGGGGUCACCAAGUCGUGCCACAUUUGCGAUGCCAGGGAUCGCAGACAACACCACAGUGCUGUGUACCUCACCGAUUACAACAAUCAACAGGACACCACCUGGUGGCAAAGUCAAACUAUGUUAGCGGGCAUCCAGUAUCCACACUCAAUCAAUCUAACUCUUCAUCUUGGCAAGGCUUUCGACAUCACUUACGUGCGACUCAAGUUCCACACCAGCCGCCCAGAGAGCUUCGCCAUCUACAAGCGUACAAGUGAGGAUGGACCAUGGACGCCUUACCAGUACUACAGUGGCUCCUGUGAGAAGACCUACCAGAAGACCAACAGGGGCUUCAUCCGCACCGGACAGGACGAACAACAGGCCCUCUGCACAGACGAGUUCAGCGACAUCUCACCCCUGACUGGAGGAAACGUCGCCUUCUCCACCCUUGAAGGCCGGCCCAGUGCUUACAACUUUGACAACAGCCCAGUUCUUCAGGAAUGGGUGACUGCCACAGAUAUCAAAGUGACCCUGAACAGGCUCAACACAUUCGGAGAUGAAGUUUUCAAUGAUCCCAAGGUCCUGAAAUCCUACUACUACGCUAUCUCAGACUUUGCAGUGGGAGGAAGGUGCAAGUGCAAUGGCCAUGCGAGUGAGUGUGUGAAAAAUAACGGUUUCGGCAAGCCGGUUUGCAACUGCAAGCACAACACGGAGGGCGAUGACUGCAAUGUGUGCAAGCCGUUCUACAACGACCGUCCCUGGAGGAGAGCUACAGCCAAUAACCCUAACGAGUGUCUGCCAUGCAACUGUAAUGGCAAGAGUGCAGAGUGCUACUUCGACCCUGAGCUCUACCGUGCCACCGGCCACGGAGGACACUGCCGCAACUGUGCCGACUACACAGACGGGCCCAACUGUGAGCGCUGCCUGGACAACUACUACAGAGACACAUCUGGCACCCGCUGCCUGCCCUGCAGCUGCAACCCAGUAGGCUCUCUGGCUACUCAGUGUGACAACACAGGACGCUGCAGCUGUAAACCCGGUGUGAUGGGGGACAAGUGUGACCGCUGCCAACCUGGCUUUCACACGUUGACCGAAGCAGGCUGCAGACCUUGCUCCUGUAACCCUUCCGGAAGCACACAGGAGUGUGAUGUCCAGACAGGCCGUUGCCAGUGCAAGGACAACGUGGAGGGCUUCAGCUGUGACAGGUGUAAGCUGGGCUACUUCAACAUGGACCCGCAGAACCCUCAGGGUUGCACACCGUGCUUCUGCUUCCAGCAUUCCUCUGUCUGUGAGAGCGCUGAAGGCUACAGCAUUGACACAGUCUCCUCCACCUUCGACCGAGAUGAUGAGCAGUGGACAGGCCAGCAGCGUGACAGCUCCAGUGUUUCAGUCCAGUGGUCCACUGGUGGGGAGAUCUCCCUCAUCUCCGAUGACUACUUCCCAAUGUACUUUGUGGCUCCAGAGCGAUUCCUGGGCAAUCAGCUGCUGAGCUACGGCCAGAACCUCACCCUGAACUUCCGGGUGGACAGGAGAGACACACGUCUCUCAGCCGAGGAUGUGGUUCUGGAGGGGGCUGGUCUCAGAGUGGCUGUGCCUCUCAUUGCUCAGGGAAACGCCUAUCCUGGAGAGAACAUGCAGACGUUUGUGUUCAGGCUCCACGACAGCACAGACUACCCCUGGAGGCCCACCCUCACUCACUCAGAGUUCCAGAAGCUUCUGCACAAUCUGACGUCCAUCAAGAUCCGUGGCACCUACAGCGAGAAAAGUGCUGGUUACCUUGACGAUGUGAAGCUGAUCACGGCGAGGAGAGGUCCCGGGAGCCCGGCUCGCUGGGUAGAGAAGUGUACCUGCCCUCAAGGCUACGUGGGACAACACUGUGAGAGGUGCGCCCUGGGAUACAGGAAGAGCAGACCAGACCUGGGGCCCUUCAGUUCCUGUGACUCCUGCAACUGUAACGGACACAGUGACACGUGCAACCCCGACACAGGGAUGUGUGACUGCCUACACAACACAGCUGGGCUCAGUUGUGAGAGAUGUAAAGAUGGUUACUAUGGAGACUCCACUGUGGGGAGUUCCAGCGACUGCAAGCCCUGCCCCUGCCCUGGAGGAUCCACUUGUGCUGUUGUGCCCAAGACCAAGGAGGUUGUCUGCACCAACUGUCCUACUGGAACCACAGGCAAGCGCUGCGAGCUGUGUGAUGACGGUUUCUUCGGAGACCCACUGGGGGGGAACGGGCAGGUGAGGGUCUGUCGGGCCUGUAAGUGUAGCGACAACAUCGACCCCAACGCUGUAGGCAACUGUGACCGAGAGACCGGGGAGUGCCUCAAGUGUAUCUACAACACAGACGGCUUCUUCUGUGACCGUUGCAAAGAGGGCUUCUAUGGAAACCCGCUAGCCACCAACCCCAACGACAAGUGCAAAGCCUGCUCCUGCUCUCCAUAUGGCACAGUGGACAGACAAACCAGCUGUCUACAGGUCACAGGCCAGUGCCAGUGUUUCCCCCACGUCACCAACAGGGACUGCAGCGCCUGUCAGCCUGGCUUCUUCAACCUGCGGAGCGGAACAGGCUGUGAACAAUGCAACUGCAAUUCUAUUGGGUCCACCAACGGUCAGUGUGACAUCGGUUCCGGUCAGUGUGAAUGCCAGCCCGGCGUCACCGGUCAGCGCUGUGAACGCUGUGAGGUCAACUUCUUCGGCUUCGGAUUGUCAGGCUGCAAACCGUGCGACUGUGACCCUGAGGGUUCCUCGACAGCCCAGUGUAAAGAAGAUGGCCGCUGUGUGUGCCUUCCAGGCUUUGUGGGAGCCAGGUGUGACAUGUGUGAGGAGAACUACUUCUACAACCGCUCUACUCCCGGCUGCCAGCAGUGUCCGUCCUGUUACUCCCUCGUCAGAGACAAGGUGAACCAGCAGAGACAGAAGCUGCAUGACCUGCAGACUUUGAUUGACAACCUGGGCUCCAUGUCAGAGACUGUGAGUGACAAGGCGUUUGAGGACCGACUGAAGGAGGCAGAGAAAUCCAUCAUGGACCUACUGGACGAAGCUCAGACCAGCAAAGAUGUGGACAAAGGCCUGCUGGAGCGCCUGGGGAAACUGAACAGCACACUGACCACUCAGUGGAAUCGUUUGCAGAACAUCAGGAACACCGUGGACAACACUGGAACCCAAGCCGACAAGGCCCGCAACCGGGUCCGAGAAGCAGAGAACCUGAUCGGCCUCGCCCGCGAGGAACUGGAUAAGGCCAAGGAUGCCAUCGGCAAACUGGACAUCAAAGCACCCUCCAUCAGUGGAGAUCCUAACAACAUGACCCUUCUGGCAGAGGAGGCUCGCAAUCUGGCCGACAAACAUAAAAUGGACGCGGAUCAAAUUGAGAAGAUCGCAAAAGAUGCCAAUGACACGUCCACCAAGGCUCUCAACCUGCUGACAAAGACUCUAGAUGGCGAGGGCAAGACCAACCAAGACAUUGAUGAGCUCAACAGGAAGUACAAUGAGGCAAAGGACCUGGCCAAGAACCUGGAGAAACAGGCCAACAAGGUGCAUGCUGAGGCAGAGGAGGCAGGCGACAAAGCCCUGAAGAUCUACGCUAACCUGACAAGCCUGCCACCUUUCAACACCAAAUCACUGGAGGACGAAGCGAGCAAGAUCAAGAAGGAAGCGUCUGACCUGGACAAGCUGAUUGACAAGACCGAGAAAGAGUACAACGACUUGAGGGACGAUCUGCGAGGGAAGGAGACUGAGGUCCGCAAGCUGCUGGAGAAGGGCAAGACUGAGCAGCAGACUGCCGAUCAGUUGCUGGCUCGUGUCGAUGCUGCCAAGGCGCUGGCUGAGGAGGCCGCCAAGAAGGGGAGGACCACCUACCAGGAGGCCCAAGACAUUCUGGGAAAUCUGAGAGACUUUGACAAGCGGGUGAAUGACAACAAGACGGCAGCUGAGGACGCCAUGAAGAGAAUCCCAGAGAUCAACGCUACCAUCAUCGCGGCCAAUGAGAAGACCAAGCAGGCUGAGGGGGCGCUAGGCAACGCAGCUGCAGAUGCCAAGGAGGCCAAGAGCAAGGCAGAGGAGGCAGAAAAGAUAGCCAGCGCUGUGCAGAAGGGUUCUGCUAAGACCAAGGCGGAUGCAGAGAAGGCCUUUGAGGACACUAUGAUGCUGGAUGGGGAGGUGAACGGCAUGAUGGACCAGCUGAGUGCAGCCGAGGCAGAGCUGGCCAAGAAGAAAGCUGAGGCCGACCAGGACAUGAUGAUGGCUAGCAUGGCAUCGGACAAUGCGAAGGAAGCGGAGGACAACGCCCGCAAAGCCAAGAGUGCUGUCAGGACCGUUCUCAACACCAUCAACGACCUGCUCAAGUCACUGGGCAACAUUGACAAGGUGGACCUGAGCAAGUUGGGCUUGAUUGAGGGGUCACUGAAGCAGGCCAAGGACAAAAUGGCGAACAGCGACCUGGACCGCAAGCUGGCGGAGCUGAAUGAUGUGGCCAAGAGCCAGGAGGAGAUGAUCACCGACUACGACAGGCAGAUCAGGGAGAUCCGGUCUGACAUCGCCAACCUCAACGACAUCAAGAACACUUUACCUGACGGCUGCUUCAACACCCCAUCCCUAGAGCGACCUUAACCCCUUCUCUCUCCACCACCUGUACCCUCCUUCCUCAUAUCCCGUCUGUUCCGCUCCUUCCUCAUAUCCCGUCUGUUCCGCUCCUUCCUCAUAUCCCGUCUGUUCCGCUCCUUCCUCAUAUCCCGUCUGUUCCGCUCCUUCCUCAUAUCCCGUCUGUUCCGCUCCUUCCUCAUAUCCCGUCUGUUCCGCUCCUUCCUCAUAUCCCGUCUGUUCCGCUCCUUCCUCAUAUCCCGUCUGUUCCGCUCCUUCCUCAUAUCCCGUCUGUUCCGCUCCUUCCUCAUAUCCCGUCUGUUCCGCUCCUUCCUCAUAUCCCGUCUGUUCCGCUCCUUCCUCAUAUCCCGUCUGUUCCGCUCCUUCCUCAUAUCCCGUCUGUUCCGCUCCUUCCUCAUAUCCCGCCUGUUCCGCUCCUUCCUCAUAUCCCGUCUGUUCCGCUCCUUCCUCAUAUCCCGUCUGUUCCGCUCCUUCCUCAUAUCCCGUCUGUUCCGCUCCUUCCUCAUAUCCCGUCUGUUCCGCUCCUUCCUCAUAUCCCGUCUGUUCCGCUCCUUCCUCAUAUCCCGUCUGUACCGCUCCUUCCUCAUAUCCCGUCUGUUCCGCUCCUUCCUCAUAUCCCGUCUGUACCGCUCCUUCCUCAUAUCCCGUCUGUACCGCUCCUUCCCUCGUCUAACACUCGGGCAGAAUGCCACCUUUUUACCAAAACGUUUUUUUCUUCUUUUUUUUCUUUGCUUUGUCUUUGUUUCUUUCUUUUUUUUUUUACAAGAGAAGCUAAGUUUCAUGGUUUUAAAGAAAGAGAAGAAGCCGCUUUGACAUGCAGAAACGUGAAAUGAACUAAGGGCAGUCGACAAACAUGCAUCCAUUCUCCUUCGGUGCAGCAGGUUAGGAGAGGUGUGGCAUACCUCGCUCCCGAGUAAUGAAAACCCACAUGACUGCACCACCUCCAGACUUCCUACACUUCUACGUGGAGGACCGUUACACCGUCUUGUUUCAUCACAACCUAAACCAGAAAACAAGGAGAAAUGUCCUCAGCCUUUUCCGAUGGGUGCAUGUCAUAUGAUAUAGCAUUUGUUUUAUUUGAUAUGAUAUCUAACAAGUUAUCCUUACCCAUCAUUCUAGACCGAAGGGCAUGCUGGGAAUGGUUUGUCUGUGAGAUAUUUUUAGCUAUAGGUAUUUUUCAACUUCCAGUACAUAUUUGCCAUCCUUGGUGUUAUCAACCAUUUGUUUAAAAAACAAGCAGUGAAGGAAUUCUCACAAGUUUAUAGAUUUUGUUUGCCUUCAUUCGCUUCCAAAGCUACAUAUAUUGCAUGGAGAAAGUAUUCCUGUUAUUACACAUUUUUACAGUAUUCAACUCUACUGCACAUUCUGCUCCAUACCCACAUUAAAUAAUACUACAGUUUACUAUAGAAUACUACAGUACUUCGUAUAGAAUUCUGUAGUAAAGUGUAGUGUAGUAAACUGUAGUAUACUAUACUACACAUUGCACUACAGCAUUUCCCAAACUCUGUCCUCUGUCAUUUCUCAAACACAGCUGAUUCAAAUAAUCAACUCAUCAAGCUUGGAUUAUAUGAAUCGGCUGUGUAGUGCUAGGGCAAAAAUACAAAAAUGCACCCCUUGGAGUCUCCAGGACAGAGUUUAGGAAACGCUGCUGUAGUAUAUAACGAUCAUUGGCAGUACUUAUUAUAGAAUCGUGUAGUAUACUAUAGUAAAUACUACAGUAUACUAUGGACCACAAAAAUACUACAGUAAUAUCUGCAGAAACACUUCAGUAAUUACUGUAGUGUGUAUAUAUUACAGGAUUUAAUUUGUCUACCCUGCCCAUUCCCAUAUCCCAAUUUGUGGCACCAAUAGAUAGAUAGAUUAUAUAUUGUGUUCCCUGCAGGUUAUAAAAAGGAGCAGAAGCUCUGAACUGUCUGUUCAGACCUCAGUCCUAUCUACCUACAGGUAUGGUAAAUUUUCUUUUGUGUAUUUUUCCAAGUAGGUUUCCUCAAGGAUAUCAUGUCAAAGAUAAUAAAACAAAAACAUUAUAGUAAAUACUACAGUUAUUUCCGCUAAAAACCCUACAGUAAAUACUACAGUCCAAAAAAACACUACAGUAAUUACUAAUAUAUACUCGUUUUUUCUUACUAGACUGUUUACUAUGAACAGUAAAUACUACAGUAUACUACAAUCAUGUCUGCAAAACUACAGUAAAUACUACAGUAUUCACUGUAUUUUUACACUACAUUCACUUUUCACUACAGUAUUUUUUUUCACUCCACUGAAUACUACAGUAAAGUCUCCAAAAACACUACAGGGAAUACUAUAGUAUUUAACGAUAGUAUACCUUAGUAUUUUUUCAUGUGGGCAUGCACAACUGAAACGCUGUUAAAUGAAACCAGCAAGUGGGUCUUUAAAAUGACUCAAUUUUUGGCAUUUGAGACUGUCCUCUACCGCCCAGUGAAACAAUAUGGUUAAAUAUAAUUGUAUGUAAAAAUAUAUAUAUAUAUAUAAUUAACACUACAAAUCUUGUUUUUUGUCUGAUGUUUUUUCCUCCCUAAGCUGCUGCUUAAAACAGGUGUAUUGCAAAUCACACAUUAAUAUUUUUUAAGACAAAAUUCUACACUAUGCAACUUUGUACAUUUUGCGUAGCAAGACUUUAUCUGAUACACUGGUGCUAAUAAUUAUUUCAAAUGUUAUAUUUUUGUGUGAAUGUUUUUUAUUAUGAUAUAGAGUGAGGAAAUAUUAUUUGUGUAAAUAUAUGCUUAAAUGAUUCAGGGCUGGCUGAUUGUUAAACCCAAGACCUAGCGGCCACCUCGUAUAGGUUCUAUCGCAAAAAAAUCAACAAACCUCCACAUAAUAUAUAAAUAUAUAUGAUAAGUUCUGUGGUAUAAUAUGCUUGCUUGUGUACAUGGCUCGGUGUUGUUGCCUCAUAGCUCUGCCAUUAUUAAUUUGUGUUUAAUUAUCUGUGGGUGGUCACCAAUUAAUUGAUGAAUGCUUUUAAAACGAGAUCAAAACAAUGCUUUUAAGACACCUUUAUCCUUGACUGAUAACUUCAGGACUGUGUGAGGGAUGGCCCUAAAGAAGCCAUCGGUCUACAUUAAGCUUCGUUUCAUUUUACUGAAUUUAAAUCGACUCCCAAGAAAAUAGUAGUUAACCAUUUAGCGUUGUCUUCAUAUGUGGUCAAUAUUCACAUCACUUAGUUCCUAACGAGGGCGUCACGAUUAUCGCACACAUUACGUUUCAGACAAACAUUCUUUUCACACACAAUUGUCUCCUCACACGUUCGCUACUCGGUGUCCUCGCAUUUCAGUAGAACAGCAGGGAUUUUGUUGAUGGGUCCAGAACAUCAGCCAGCCAGCCAGCCGCGAUACAGUAAAUGAAUAGGUUAUAACCUGGAGACCACUCAUCCUUCCCAUUCAACAUCUCUCAUCCUCAAUACACCAAUACUCACUCCUUUCCUUAGCCUGCCUUCUAUCAUGUUAUUUGUUGGAUAGUUGUUAGCUAACCUUUUACCCACAAUGUUAUAGAUGUGGCAGCGGCUAAAACGAUGUACACUGCAUUGAACCAUCUUCUGCCGUCUCUUAACCCUCCAGGCGACCACACUGCUGUGGAAGAAUGUGCAGCACAUACUGUUUGAUGUAUAAAACAGUAUUUCUAAUUUAUAAUGUACUCAAGUAUUUGUAUUAUUUUGUUGCAGUAGAUUAUAUGUAUGUGUUGCACAAUCUUGUUGUGGUCAUUUGGCUAUGGAGGGCAUGUUCUGUUGUACAAUAUAAUACAAAGGCACCAAUUCACUGCAACUUUUAAUUUGUGAGGACCUGAGAAAACCCUGUUUGUGACCCAAUUGCCUGUAAAUCCAAUCGUAACAUUUUAAAUAAUAAAACAAAUAUUACAGGAA